AAACAUACUUUGUGCUUGGUGAUAUUAUUCGGAGCUUCUCUCCAAAUUGAAGUGUUGGAGCGGUUAUUCUCAAGAUGAAGUUUGAGAAUGUGCUGGCAGAGGUGGACGGCUUUGGGAGAUUCCAACUAAUGAUAAUCCUCAUGACUGUAAUACCUCGUAUGACUUUGCCUUUUCACUUUCUGCUGAAUAAUUUCAUUGCGGUUAUUCCUUCUCACCACUGCAACAUCAGCUCUCUGGAUGAUGGAGGAUACUUUGGGAAUUUAUCACAGGAAGAGAGGCUUAUUGUUGGUAUUCCAGUCCAGGAGGAUGGGACGCCUGACUCCUGUCAGAUGUUUGCACAGCCUCAUUAUCAUCUGCUGCUGAACUCCUCCAGCAUGAGUGAACUACCGACAGUGCCGUGCCAAGAUGGAUGGGUGUACGAUACCUUCAGGUCUUCUCUGGGCACUGAGUGGGAUCUGGUCUGUGAUAAAAGAAGACUGAACAGAGCCACAGUCACUAUCUUCUUCUUGGGGGUCAUGUGUGGAGCAGCAGCAUUUGGCUAUAUUAGUGACAGGUUUGGCAGGAAACCCAGUCUUCUGCUGUCCUAUGUAACAACGGCUCUCUUUGGAUUUACAAGUGCUCUCUCAGCUAAUUUCACCAUGUUUGCUGUCAUGAGAUUCCUCACUGGAUUUGGAAUUUCCGGCAUAAGUAUUAACAGCAUCGUCCUUUGUAUUGAAUGGGUGGACAUCAAACAUCGAACUGCAGUUGGCGUUUUAAUGAGUCUGGACUGGAGUAUUUUUACUACUCUGCUUCCUGUUAUUGCAUAUUUUGUGAAUCACUGGAGGGUCCUUACUGCCACAGCAACCUCCCCGCUGAUUCUGGCAAUGAUUUCUUGGUGGUGGCUCCCUGAGUCUGCCCGAUGGCUAAUAAGUAAUGGAAAGGUAAAAGCUGCUCAUUUUUACUUGAGCAAGUGUGCAAAAGUCAACGGCAGAGAGCAGUUCAUGGCAGACAUAAAACCAGAGACUCUGUCAAAAGUCAUAUUUGUGGAAAGUCAAAACAGAAAAUACUCCUAUUUGGACCUUGUGAGGACGCCCAAAAUGAGGCGACUGGCUCUCCUCACUGGCAUUGUCUGGUUUGGAGUGGCCUGCCCUUAUUACGGAAUCAGCUUCAAUAUCACUGGAUUUGGUUUGAACAUCUAUCUCACACAGUUGAUCUACGGCUUGAUUGAACUUCCAGCCAAAGCAUUUAUCUAUUUCACUUUGAAAAAAAUAGGCCGAAGGUCAAGUCAGAGUGGAGCGCUUGUUCUGACUGGACUGUGUAUAUUUUGCAACAUGUUUGUACCUCAAGAUAUGGGGCUUUUUCGGACAGCUGUGGGAGCUUUGGGCAAGAUGUUUGCAGAGGCAUCUUUCACAUGCGUAUAUCUGUACACAACAGAGCUUUACCCCACAGUAAUGAGGCAAAAUGGAUUGGGUUACAGCUCCUUUGUGGCCCGUAUAGGCGUGUCUGUUUCUCCCCUCAUCAUCCUCCUUGAAGAAGUGUGGGGCCAUUUACCAAGUACCAUAUUCUCUCUGGUGGCUAUUUCUGCAGGGCUGUCAUGUUAUUUUCUUCCUGAGACACAAAAUGUCCGUUUACCAGAGACCAUUGAAGAGGUGGAACACCCAAGAAGAAGAUCAAUCGCCACAUAUGAUGAAAAAUCUCAACCCUGAACAAUUUUGCAGUGUAAACCAUGGCCAAUUAGUUGAGUUGCAGGGCAUAUACUGUAUGUAAGUGGUGGCAGUGUGUGUUUUUAAUAAUACAAGAAAAAACAAGCAAGUGUUUUUUUUGUUCUUAUAAUAAUAACCUAUAAAACUUUCUUAAAAUGUAUAUUUUAAUAAAUGUGCUGUUCUUCAUCGAUAAAUAUAUUCAACAUUAACUCAUAAGUAGUGUAUGAAUCAUUAGCAAACAUUUCAUUGAUAAAAAACUUGAUUAUGUUGUUAUGUGUGAACAUAUUAAGGUCACUUUAUUAUUUUUGAAAGUCCUUUGUGUGCAAACACUCUAUAUCAUCAAAUUAAGAUAUAAAAUGCCAAAUAUAUAUAGAAUAAAUGUGGAAUUCCAGAAUGAAUGUCUUAAAUGUUGAAUAAGGAAUAGUUGUAUCUUAUUUUAUUGAUUAUUUGUUUUGAAAUUAAAAUCUUUUCUUUAAGGAAA
Messenger RNA from Eleginops maclovinus (Patagonian blennie), 2163 nucleotides. RefSeq names its product solute carrier family 22 member 7-like. The transcript is spliced from 10 exons. NCBI's taxonomy places the organism in Eukaryota, Metazoa, Chordata, Actinopteri, Perciformes, Eleginopidae. Gene Ontology annotation, cellular component: membrane. Gene Ontology annotation, molecular function: transmembrane transporter activity. Gene Ontology annotation, biological process: transmembrane transport. The record is from RefSeq and is a predicted model, not a curated record. The coding region runs from base 75 to 1685 and encodes 536 amino acids.